This is a messenger RNA of Symbiodinium pilosum, 951 nucleotides long. NCBI's taxonomy places the organism in Eukaryota, Dinophyceae, Suessiales, Symbiodiniaceae. The record is from the annotation of a GenBank genome assembly.
AUGGAGCGCUUUGCGAAGCCUGGAGUCCUCUGCUUCGCAGAUGCUACGCAACCCUUUUGCAAGCAUGCGCUGGACUUGAGGCUCUAUCAAGCCUUGCAGGGCGUUUGCAUCUGGACGCUGGCGCUUCUGCUCCGUGUUCUGGGCGAUGCCGGUGGGGCGGCGAACCUGUGGGAGUUCUGCAAUGCUGAUGCCCUGUGCGCGGUGAUCUUCGUGAAGGGUGCGCUGAGCUUCUCGCGAGGUAAGCGAGAGACCUCGUGUAUUCGCAUCCCUCAUGACCUUGCAAAGCUGCAGAGGGCGAUCCUCUCCAGCGCCCUGGGCCUCAGCAACCCCGGCCUCGUGUUUGCAGACGGGGAGUGUGGAGACAUGAGCAUCGUGGAGCGACAGGAGCAGCUGCUGAGCCAUUGCGCACUGCUUGCGGCUGUGGCCUCUGAGAACGAGCUCACCGACUGUCUUCUGGCCUUUGACUGGGCAAAGGCUGCUGACCAAGUCACAAGGCUCGCUGCACAUCUUGCUAUCAUGGCUUCCUCAACGCAGCUCUCACUUCCCCAUCUCGAAGAUGCUGCGGCCAACUAUUUGCGCCACUUGAAGUUGAGGUCCAUGAUCAUUUGGGAUAUACUCCAACUGGAGACUUCACCAGGGCGCAGCUUCCUUCGCGACUGCUCACAACUGGCAUUCUACAUCGAGCCCAGCCCAGAGGCAGCGAGCUCCAUAGUUGCUGGAUUGGAGAAGGGCGACGCUCUUUCCGUGGCCUUCGCGUGCGUUGUGCUGGCCAACGCGGGCCUGGAGCCACGAGCGACAGCCAUGAGCAGCCUUGUUACCAAGCUGUCCGCGGCUGUCAGGGCACAGGCACAGAGCCAACUGGAAACAAUUAGCUGGUGGAGAGAGGACAAGGCAAGAAUCAUGCAUGUGCAUAUCUACAAGCUGGUCUCCAAAGUCUGCAGCAACUUGUGA